Podarcis lilfordi (Lilford's wall lizard) is the source of this 16211-nucleotide messenger RNA. The record is from the annotation of a GenBank genome assembly. Lineage: Eukaryota; Metazoa; Chordata; Lepidosauria; Squamata; Lacertidae.
AGUGCCGGGAGGAGCCUCUGAGCUUUGAUGGCUCUUAACUGGAGAAAAUAUUUUUUUGAUGCUUCGGAAGGAAGCAGCAGACUGGGAAAAGGCCCGUGAGGAAGCCAGGACUCUUACCAGGUAAGCGUGUUUGUGGUUUUCCCCCGUCACCACUGUAGGGUGAAACUAGCCUGUUGAGAAAAGUUUGAGCUGCUGGGAGGGGGGCAGGAAAAGCAGAACAGAGAAAGGUUGUAGUGUAAGCUUAAAGCGUAUAUUUUGCUUGCAGGAUGUCUCAAAUUUCACCCUCAGCAACUCAAGUUACAGCUGGAAAAGAGACCCCCAACACACACACACACACACCCCUCUGAAAUCCCUGAGACCUGCUGCCAGUCAGUGUAUGGACAAUGCAAGUUGGACCAAUAGGCUGACUCAGUAUGAAGUGGUUUCCUAUGUUCCUAUGGAAUGACUUCAGGGCUUCAGGGCUGGAGCUCAGAUUUGCAAUGUGAGACCAGGCUGCCACUGAGGCUGCCCUGAAAACUUUCACCUCUUUGGAGAGUCUGAGAAGCCCCACAUACCUCAGGAGAGGGAAACUGGACUUUGCAAACUCUAGUCCCCUCAUGCUUUAAUUUACACUGGCUGUAAAGGUAUCAACAUGCAAACGGCAAAGAGUCUCAUCUGGAUUUUUGCAAACAAACAUGCAUGAGUAAUAUUCUCUUCUGUAAGCCGGGUGGGUGUGGUGGAAUGUCUUCCAUGUUUGCAGUGCUUGCAGAUGCUGUGAGGACCUUGUGGGGAAGUGUAGAUCUUGUUCAUUAGUGCCUAGCAGAUCCCAGUAGAAUUCUGGUCAGAAAACAAAAGCACAACAUUCAGAACCAUAGGGUCGCUCGUAACUGUUCAAAUGGCAUCCUCCUUUCAUGCUGGGAAGCAUGGGACUUGUAGUCUCCUUGGCAACUUGAGUUGGAAAGUAGGGAAAACGGCAAAUUUCGCACACCCCACCCUUUCCCACCUCCAGAUCCGCAAGAUGAGUCUUUCACUGUUUGUGAAAGGUGUGCAGUGUGAAUGGUGAGGUGGGCUGUUCCGCCUUUUAUUUUUUUAAAAAUGCUUCUCCACAGUAAUAAGAAAAGUAUUCUUAAGAAAAAAUUAAAAGGGAAAACGCCAUGCAAGCCAAAGAGAGUUACAUCACGCCAGAAAUAUUCAACAAUGGAAAGGAAAGAAUGAAGGAAGGUCUGAACUGCCACAGACCCAUCAUGCCUCACUAGCUGGCUCACCCAAAACCCUACCUCUCACUCUCUCCUCACCUUCAGCGUCAUCCUACAUGCUCCAACUCUCCUUAUUUACAAGGGACGGUCCCAGUUUUCUGUUACUUAUGCCUGAGAAAUCACUGUUGGUUUUAAGGGGUGCCUUAUUCAGAUCUUGCAAGUGAGAAUUGAUAGAGUUGUGCUAGUGCUGGGAAAGUUCAUACUUAAAAGGAACUGGUUCCUUUUUUUUACAAAGCAGGCUAUUCAGUUCAGCUGUAUUCCAAUGAACUUUCUAGUUCUUAAAAACUUCAUCCUCAACAUUUGGAAUAUUACAAGGUGCUGUGUUGAAGUACAGGGUCCAAAAGUAAGUCAGGGGCCACAAGAUGUCUGACAGACAGAAUGUCAACAGAUGAAGUGUUCUUUAUUAUUGUAUUUCCAUAAAAGACAAGGCUUCCCCUGUUUAAUUUGUGCCAGCCACACCGCUGUUAAAGGCACAUGGCAUCAUUCUCUUUGUUCCUGUACCUGUAUUUUUCUGUGCAAGCUGCUCCUGUUGGAAGAGAGUGGAUCUCUCCAGCAGGGAAGAUACAGGAAGUGCCUUACAUUCCUUCCUUCUGAUUGUUUAGCAACAGUGAUUAAAUGACUAAACAUCCUUAACAACAGCAGCACCUGUAUAUCUGCCUAAUAAGCCCUAAAACAUUGCCUCAAUGUUUUGCUUUCUAACUUUAUCAAUAUCUGAUUUACUUACUGUUUUUAAAAUGAAAAAUAAGAGUCCAGACCUCCUGCUGCUGGGGGAAGAGCAUGAACAUGAAGAUGAAGUAGAAAUCAUUCAAAAAUUCUGCCCCAAAAUGAAUGUAAUUGACUUUUAGUUCACUGAUGAAUUACCUUCAGGUGUAGUCCAGAGAUUUUUGAACUGCGAACUUUGUUCAGCUGAACUAGAGGUGAACGAAUCGCUGUUGCACAUGUAUAUAAAUGCAUGCGCAUGAACAUCAAGUCAAUGUGCUAUGCACAAACAGCUGUAUCCUACAUGCAUUCACUAGGCCAGGCUUCUUUGGCCCCCAGAUGCUGUUAACUAAAAUUCCUUCUUCCCUGGCCAUUGGCCAUGCUAGCUGAGGCUGUUGGGAGUUGGAGUCCAACAACAUUUGGGGGGAUAACAGGUUCCCCAUCCCUGCACUAAGGUGUAUUUUUAACUUUUUGUAACAGAUAGAAGACAAAUAAAUGUCUUUGAAUAAAAUUUUAAGGGGAAGAGCAACUGCUCUCCCUAUACAUAAUUUGAUGCAGAACAGGCUAUGGCUGAGUUAAGAAAUAAAGUGUACAAAUGCUUCAGCAAUGUACAAAAGAGGAACUGAGGCGAGUGCCAGGCAAGAUCCUGGCCUUGGUAUGAGAUUAGGGGUGUGACUCACAUGCAGCUCCCUAUUGCCAUAUGUGAAGUGUUGGAUGGUAUCUCACCUUUGCUUCUAUCAGCUAUAAUGGUGCACCACUCCUGUCCUUAUUUCCUUCCAAAACUUAGCAUGCACAAUGUAUGUGGGGCUUCCCUUGUGCUUGUCCCAGAAUCUGCAGUCAGUGCAAAAUGCAGCAAUGUGAUUGCGGAGAGUAGUGAGAUCCUACAAACAUGCUACACCUCUUCUCAAAGAUCUACACUGGCUGCCAAUCUGUAACCACCAUAGCUGAGUGGGGUUUUGAACCCAAGUGUCCAAGAUCACAGUCCUCUAACCACUGCACCACACUAUCUCUUCUACUGUAACAGGAGGGUCUGAAUAAUGGCCAGCAUGUAGGUUCUGCCGUGGCAAUACACCUUUCCAUUCUCCAAUGUUUCUUGCAAGUACCAGCUCCAUCUGAAUGUUCUUUCUACUGCUGUGUGCCACAUGGUAGGGUCUGGAGCACUCAGAUUCCACUAUUUCCAUCAACCCCAUAUCUACUUCCCCUCAAAUAAUGUGAUAGGUAAUGCAGGGUAAGGCCUAUGUGCUGUUUUCCACAAAGCACACCUGUUCCUCCUCAAACACAUGACAGCACCAUUUUGCCCACAGGGCACCUUGAGGAAAUGACAAGAAGACGGGUGCUGGAACUGUCCAGACAUGAGAUGGGUGCUUAAAAUCUCGUGUCACCUCUUUUGCCUCCCAGAAUAUGUCACUUCCCAUCCUUCAGGGAAUGGCCUCCUGGAUUGAAAAGCUGAAUCAGCCAUGCAGGAAACUUCAUCCUUGGCUUAAUUGCAUUCCACCUACAUAUUGUACAAAAAGGUGACUAGAGUUUGGGGUGCUCAAAUAUUUCACUAUAUGCAUUUUAAGCAAAACAACCUAAUUUACACUGUCCAGGUUAAUAUAUGGAUCAGAAAUCAGAAAUCCUUAGGUUUUCACACUUCUCAAAGUUUUGGGACCCAGUUUUUGGCUUAAGAAAAGUAGCAAAAUGCAUACAAAAUUUCAUGUUUUAGGUUAAAAUGUGUAUUUUACUGUAAAAUGUGUACCGAUUCCUUAUUUACAUCCCAGCUUUACACCAAGAAGCUCAAGAUGACAUAAAUGGUUUUCCCCUGCCCAUUUAAUAUUUACAACAGCCCUGUGUUAGGCUAAGAGAUACAGUAGCUGACCCAAAGUCACCCAGUGAGCUUCAUAGCUGGGUGGGGAUUUGAACUCUGGUCUCCCAAGUAUGACACUCUAACUACUACACUAUACUGGCCCAUCUCCCUGAAUAUACAAAAGUAAAGUGAAUUUUCAUGCACUUUGUUGAAAAAGUUGCAGGUUGAUGUGGAAAACACAAGCAUUCUUCAAAAAUUGCACAUUAUUUUACAAUGCAGUUCUCCGGCCAAAUAAUUUUCUGCCCCUUCAGUUUUGCUGGUGUUCAAUUAUGAGCCUGUCGUGUGCCAUUUUGUGAGGAUUUCUUUUUUGAAGGCUGCCUGAAGAGUCCACAUUCAAACUGUAUGCAUUUUGUUCUCACUUUUAAUGUAAGAUGCACCAUGCUUUUCAUGGUAUUUCCCAUGAAACACACAUUUUGUACACUUUUUCCAAUGUAAAAAUGAGAAAUUUAUGGGUCAUUUUAAGCACACUGAAGUUACACUUCAAAAUUAUAGGCAAGUGUGUUGUGACCCACACACAGCUGCAGGAGUCUCAAGUCAACUCUUAUCUGCUGAAGAAAGGGGACUUGAAUAAAUCUCUCCUCCAUCUCUCACUACAACCCUGUUUGCUGAAGGACCACAGAAGCUUUGUGUAGUCACAAGGUCCCUUCCAACUCUACAAUUCGUUGAUUCUAUGAUCUACCAGUUCACCACUACACUCAAGUACACUUAACACAAUGUUUGUAUCUCAAGUUGGAAGUGACUCUGAAUUAGCCAACCACUCCCUCCUCUUCCUUCUAUAACUAGGCACUGCUUAACUGGAUGUUGUUGCGAAAUGGGAGCACCCAGUUUGCUUGGAAGACUGUGCCCAGGACUUACGAUGCUUUCCCUUCACCCCAUUCCAGGAUGUGAUCUCAGCUACUUUUAUAAGACAUCCUGCUGCUUUGCUUCUGUUUGUUGAUUCUUGCAAAGAAUGCUCAUUGCAGACGACUGUUUGUUUGAUUGAUUGACAGUAAUUAUAUACUGCUUUUCGGGCAGGCCUCAUAAAGCAGUUUAUAUAAGAUUAUUACAACAAUAAGCAUCCUUUUUUGUUUUGUUUUUAAAGUUACAAUAGAACAGAAAAGACAAGUUGUUUAGAAGAAGCUGUUAGUGCUUCUUCUCAUUCCCCUAAGGGCUCAUUCUCCUCAGGGCUCAAUUGUCCUGUGCUGGCAGUACAGGAGGGCAGAGGCCACUAAAUGGUGGCUAUUGCUCAGACUUCUGCCUUUUCCCAAAUGUGAACAUUUGGGGAGAAAUUUGAUUCAGUUAUCAUUUAAAGGCAAACUCAUUUGCACUUUCUGAAACAAUAUGCAAACUGGAAUGCAGCCAUCCUUUGAAAUUCACAAUUCUGCAGAUUUUGCAGCACCAUGUAAUGCAUGUGCUAAAGUAAAGUGUGCAUAGAAAUCUACAUAUUAGUGGAUGGAUACAUAUAUAUAUAUAUAUAUAUAUAUAUAUAUAUAUAUAUGCGGGUGGCGCUGUGGUGUAAACCACUGAGCCUAGGGCUUGCCGAUCGGAAGGUCAGCGGUUCGAAUCCCCGUGACGGGGUGAGCUCCCAUUGCUCGGUCCCUGCUCCUGCCAACCUAGCAGUUCGAAAGCACGUCAAAGUGCAAGUAGAUAAAUAGGUACCACUCCGGUGGGAAGGUAAAUGGUGUUUCCGUGCGCUGCUCUUGUUCGCCAGAAGUGGCUUAGUCAUGCUGGCCACAUGACCUGGAAAAACUGUCUGUGGACAAAUGUCAGCUCCCUCAGUCAGUAAAGCGAGAUGAACGUCGCAACCCCAGAGUCAUGAGGAUUUUUUUAUUUAAAAAUAAUAAUAUAUUGCAAACUGAUGAGGAAAUGUGGAGAACUUGGGAAACUGAGACAUAGAAAUGGGAAGCUUGGUCCAUCCGUCUAACUACAGCACUUUUGGUUGUUAUGGUUUAUCACUAAUAUUUUGUUUCUUGGCCCAGAGAGGGACAUGGAGGGAUCCUGACCUGAAGAGCCUGUUGGUUCAUCUGAUUCACCUACUGUGGGAAGAGUAGGAGGGGAUGCUGACCCAGAUGAUGCAGACAGAGUGCAUGACUCAUUCCCACUUCCACCUCGUUCCAUUAAUUGUGGUUGUUAGGCUGUACCUGGCAACUACUUGCCUUUGUCUGAUGAAACUAUUUGCAAAAGAAGGAAAUAGAUUUCGAUAGGAGCAUAGUCAUGAAACUGCACGUCUUAUGUCCUCAGCACAAUCUCUCAAGUCACAUCCUUCAGGACUGAGUGUGCAAAAAUGGCCAUCCAGUUGAUGUUGGACUCCAGUUCCCAUCAGCCCCAGCAAGCAUGUCCAGGGGUCAUGGAUAAUGGGAGUUGUAGUCCACCAACAUCAGGAGGGCUAGAGAUUCCCCACACCUGAUCUAACCAGUUAACAGUCAAUUUUGGCAUCUAAAGUAUUUGUGAAGGGGCAAAAGAAGAGAUGCACACAAUUUUGCCUAGUAUGUGCAUUUUCACAAGUAAUUUUCUUUAAAUUUCCUCUAUUUUUGUAUGUUGUUUUCAUUACUGGACUCUUUAGUCUUCUUUUGUGAUAAUAUGCACAUUUUUAAUGCAUUGUUUGUUUGGAGUUCUGAAUCAAUAUAAAGAGAAGUGCAAUUUUUGAAGGGGAGAACUGUAUUCCAGUUUGCAUAUUAUUUCAGAUGUGCAUUAACAUGUGAACAGUUUUUUCUACCAUCCCUUCAUGCAAGCAAUCUUGUGUUCUUGGAUAAGAGAUGCAUAGCGUCAUGUAAUAGCACAGAAGAAGUUGUAGAGUUGGACUGGGAUGCAAACACACAAAGAAAAACCUGAUAGGGCUGGAGAGCGAUGAAGAUGGCAGUCAAGUCUCUUAAGCUUUAAAAAAAGUGUGUAAAGCAAAUAGGGAGGCGAGAGAGGGUGGGAUCUUCAAUAAAACGGCUUUCACAAAGUAAAGCAGAAUGGACAACUUAGGUGUUUCAUAAAUAAAUUGGCCAUUUGGCCGUUUGGGUGUGAUCCAGCAGGAUUCUUCUUAUGUUAUUUAACAAGAUUUAUCAACUAAUUAAUCAACAGAAACCUCAGAACGGUUUACAUAAAACAAAAUAAAAAAUUAAUGGGGAAAUACUGAUAAAAGCAAACUUUACAAAGCAAGUAAAAUAAGAUUUUAUUAAAAUAUAGAUAAAAUCGGUUUAAAAAAAAAGAAAUGUACCUAAUAACAUUAUGUGUCAGGGUAAGCUUGCCCAAACAAGAAAAGUGUUUAUCAUGCAUUGAAACCACUACAGCUGAAGAUGCCUGCCUAAUAUUAAGAGGCAGGGAGUUGCAGGGAGUAGGUGCUACCGCACUGGAAUAUUCAUUAUGUUCUUAGUGAUUACAUUUAAAUUAAUCACCAAACGUAGGUGCCUUAUAAAUGUUGUAUAAUUAUUAUGAUUAUGAUUAUUUUAUUAAAUUUUUAUGCCACCCUUCAUCCAAAGAUCACAGGGUGGUUUACAAUAGAAAAACACAAAAAUGCAUACUGCAAUAACAAACAAAAACAAUAACACAUACACACACACACACCCCACGCAGUUUAAAAGGCCAUGUCUAAUUAGCCAAAGGCCUGGGAAUGGAGGAAUGUUUUUUUGCCUGGUGUCCAAAGAUGAGAGUGAACAAAGUGAUCACACAGAGAUCACACAACAGCAAUUCCAAGCAAUGACCACACACACACCCUUCUCUCUCCGCCAAAGUCCUCCCAGGUCUUCUUCUGAUUCUUCCAUGUCCAUUAUUUUUCUCCUUAAUCAUCUACCACAGGAGUGGGGAAAGUAGUGUCCUCUGGGUGUUGCUAGACUGACCAUUCUUGACCAUUGGCCAUGCUGGGGCUGACGGAAGUUGUGGUUCAGCAAUAUCUGAAAGGCCACAUGCUCCCCAACCUUGAUGUAACCAAUUGCCCUGUAUUGUAUCAUUCAUUCAUUCAUUCAUUCAUUCGUUCAUUCGUUCGUGCAGUUGCAAAGCAUGAGAGUCUGAAGCUGGUUAUGAACUUUGCCCCAGGGUGCGAACAGAAAUCGCACGCCAGAGGCGCGUGCACAGCAGGAGGCCCCAUCAGAGAAAGUGCGCCUCAGGAUAAGAACGGUUUCAGCUUAAGAACAGACCUCCAGAACAAAUUAAGUUCGUAACCAGUAUUGUCUACCAAUGUAUUGUCUACCCUGAGUAGCAGCAGUUAUCUUAAGGUUUAAGCCACGAAUCUGCCCAGCCCUGUUUUGGGACACCAGAGAUGUCUGACAUCAAAGCAUAUGCUUUUCCACUGAGUUUUACAAUAUAACACAUUUGAUAUAAAGCAGAUUAGACAGAAUCACAGAAGAGAGGUCUAUUGAUGCGUAACACACAUGGUAGUUCCAGGGAACCGCUAUCUGGAGUAAUAACUCUGAAUAGUGAAGCACAUCAGGUAGAGAUUAGGGCUGGGCGAUAUUAGGUUUUCAACAUUGCAGUGGAUCACCAGCCAAACAUCGCAGUUUGGUGAUAUGCCACAAUGUUGAAAAAAGCUGCAUUGGCCCCAGCCCUUAUGGUGCUGGGUGAAACUGCUGCAGCUCUCACUAUGUGAGCUGAGGCUCUUUCACCCCAGUGCCUUUGUAAGUUGGGGCCAAUGAAGCUGGACCAAGAUGGAGGGAGUCCUGCAAUGGAGCCUGGUAGGCUCUGUCAGCAGGACUCCCUUCCCCUUCGCUGGCCAAGGGGAAGGGGGGUGGCAAGCAACCUCCUCCUUGGAGAAAGAGGCCUCUUGCUCACUGCCGCCCCUGCCCUUCCCCACUGUGGGAGCCCAAAUCUUUUCCCCGCUUGUAUGCUAGCAGGAGAAGGAUUGGGGCUGCUCAGCAGGGGAGCAGAAAGUGCCCUGCCCCCAACUGAGUGAGCCCAGAUCCUCCUGCUGCUCUCAUGCAAGCAGAAGGAGGAUUGGGGCUUCCUCAGCUGGGCAGUGGGAGCAGCUUAACAGUGUCCCCAGCCCCCCUCGGCACACUGAGUGCUGGGGGUCUCAAGAGCGGUGGUGGUUUUGCUAGCGAUAUACCGCUGAGUGAAACUGCCAUCACGCUCUGCCCUUCAUACCGGUCCUGGGCAAUAUAUCGAUAACUCACCCAGCCCUAGCAGAGAUGCAGGAGAAGGUCAUUCAGCACCUACCCAAUUUGCACUUCCAGAACCAAUAUGUGAAGGAAAACAUAGAUAUUCUUUCUGAAUUUUGUGAUGUAGCUCUUGCACCCACCCACGCAAAAAUGUACAAAAAUGCAUUAUAUUAGAGAAACUUGUUUGUAAUAAGGUGUGCAGUGGGAAAAUCACAUUUAAAAAUCAGUAUAUUAAGAGAAGUGAACCUAAAACUACAAAUGUUUAUGUGGAUAUAUAGAUUGUUACACACCACCCCAAUCUCCAAGCGGCGCAAGAUUCCAGGGGUUCUAGGCACUUACCCAGAGACUGUGUUUCCUUUUGGGAAUGAGGCAUAGCAGAGAGUCUGGUGCCUUUAUGAUAUAUGGUUUAUUUAAACAUAUACUGUAUGCAACCUGAACCUACAAUGCAGAGGCUCACAGCAUCAACCAAAAAGGUUUUGUUUCUCUCAUAGCUGCGGCGUUGGAUUCAAACAGAAAUCAAGCAUAGAUCUGCCUCUCUUGCUUUCCAGCUUGCUGAUUAAGUUCAAAUCCCUGCACACAUGAAGCCUCAUCCCUGGCUUUUGUCCUUCUCAUCCUUUGUAAAUUGAGCGAGGGGCCCCACCCAUUUGCCAUCUCCCACAGAGCCUCUUAAUCCCCCUUAAUGGCUCAUCACCCAGGCUAUCACCUCAUGAGGAAGCUAGCCCGGCUUAAUUAGAUUUUAACACUUGCUGGAUCUGGGGAUUAGAGGAGUCUGGCACUCCAAACUCAUAACAAUAUUAUCAACUGAUGCAGAAAUGGGGCAAUCCGAGAGAAGCCAAAAUCAACAAAUUUGUCCCUCGUAACAUGAGGGCAGAAAACCACCAUCACACCCUCUUUUGAGCAUCCGGAGGCCUAAGCUUGGCUGUGGUUGGAAACAAGUUCUUGAAAUGGAAAUUCUGUUUGCUCUAGCAUGGAAAUUCUUAUGCUGUGGUCUUUGUGCUAGGUCUGUGAUGAAUUAGUAAACCUUGGCUGAUUUUAUGGAUUAAAGAUGAAUCAUUUUGUAAAGACAUAUUUUGUUUCCACUUCCCGGUCUCUCACCCUGUGAUUUUCUAUAAGGGAUUCUUAAAGGAGAGGGAAACAUCGGUUUUAAUUUUAUCUUCUCAUUUACUGAGGUGGUAAGUAGAGUUGUGUAGUAACCACAACAUUCACCUUGUAUCUAAAUCUGUAGCAUUCGUAAGCAGCCCAAUCUUUUUCAGAUCUAUUCUGUGCUCUUCCAAUACGAUUUGUUAUUUGGCUCCAAAUCCUUUAUGUUAAAUCUGAAACUUUGUUUUGCCUCCAUUGACUUUUACAGAGAAUCUGGAAACAAAAAAUGGGGAAACUAAAAACAAACAAACAAGUGAAUCUUUUCACAUAUGUGGGUGAAAUUUACAAUCAAAGGAGCCCCUCCAGAGUGGAUUAAGCCUGCCAAUUGUCAUGCAGAUCUAGUCAGGAGUUUUUGUGCAGGGAAACUUUGGUUGUUGUUGGUUUUUUGUUGGUUUUUUAAGUCUCUACAUUGUUUAUUUUCUGCCAGAAUUGGAUGCAGAUAGCAGACAUGGUCUCCCCUUCUGAAGGGAUGAAGCUUGCCAAAUUUCAGAAAGAUAGGUGAGUGGUUCUCCUGUCAGGACAGGCAUUGCAGGAAGGAACAGAAAUCACACACAGCCCUAGUUUUUGGGGGAGGGGCACUUAGUUUGAGGGACAUGUGGGAGGUGCCCCUGCAUUAGAUACCCACCAAAACUCUGACAAAUAGUUCCAGGGGCAAUCACAGAACUGUAGAAUUGGAAGGGACCACGAGGGUCAUCUAGUCCAAUACAGGAAUCCUUCACCCACCAUGGGGUUCAAACCCAUGACUUUGAGAUUAAGAGUCUCAUUCUGUACCAACUAAGCUAUCCUAGCUCAGAGUUAUUGCGCUGGGUGAUUUUACCUUCAUUAUUUUUUUAAAAAUGGAAAAGUCAACAUUUUCUCACUGUGAAUAAAAUAGAGUUCUGUUAUUUUAAUUGUUAGAGAGAGAGAAAUGGCUCAGUAACUACCAGGCCACCCAAGUAGUUUACCUGCACAGCAUUUUCCCUACUUUAACAGCUAAAAUUCAUGUUCAUUUAACACACAUCCAAUUAUUGUGAUUGGAGUUCACCAGGAAAAUAAUUCAGUGUGAUUAAAAGCUAGAGUUUUCUGUCAAAGUGAAAGAUUCCCCGCACCUCUCCAGUCCUGCCCUCUCAAGCUCUCAUUGUUCAGCUUGGCUUUGUUUCUCAGAAAAUAAAGGGGGAACCUGAAGCAAGAGAGAUACUCCAGCGGGUGGGGAGUCCCUCAUUUUGUCCAACAUUGAAAUGUGAAAUAAUUCCCCAACUCUGCCUUGUUAAUUGAGAUAUACACAGAGCUGAAACACACCCCUGGUGGCAAACUUAUUUUUUGUUUGUAUCAGUUGAUGGGAGACCUCAUAUGGUGGUACUUCUCCACUACAUACAUUCAUGUUGACUUAACAUUUCAGAGAGAAGACUCAGAUGCAACUCUUCCCUGGGCGUUCUGCCAAAAUCUGUUGGGUUCCACCUCAGAUUCACCAAAAAUCAAUGGACUCUGGCCCCAGCUUCUCUUCCAGAUAACUGCCCUGUACCAGAACACUUCUGUUAAGAGGACAUCCCCACUUUGAAGGGCUACCUAGUCCAAGUCCAAGUAACGAAACCCUAAGAAGGGAAAACAAAGGUCUUCAAGUUGCCCAUCAAUAAUGAAGAGGCAGACAGUCAACUGAGCAGACAUAUAGGUCACUUAGUCACAGCCUUCCUUGGUUGUUGUUGUUGUUGUUUAGUCGUUUAGUCGUGUCUGACUCUUCGUGACCCCAUGGACCAGAGCAUGCCAGGCACUCCUGUCUUCCACUGCCUCCUGCAGCUUGGUCAAACUUGGUAGCUUCGAGAACACUGUCCAACCAUCUCGUCCUCUGUCGUCCCCUUCUCCUAGUGCCCUCCAUCUUUCCCAACAUCAGGGUCUUUUCCAGCGAGUCUUCUCUUCUCAUGAGGUGGCCAAAGUAUUGGAGCCUCAGCUUCAGGAUCUGUCCUUCCAGUGAGCACUCAGGGCUGAUUUCCUUCAGAAUGGAUAGGUUUGAUCUUCUUGCAGUCCAUGGGACUCUCAAGAGUCUCCUCCAGCACCAUAAUAUAUGGCAAAAUAUACUGUACUUCUGCUUAAUUGUACUUCUUCCUAUAUUUGCAUCAAACUAUGUAAAUCGCCAUAUGUUGCAAACCAUCUAUGUAAAUCAGUGCCCUGUGAGAUGCCAAGUACUCAAUGUUUCACAGCAGAACGAAAUGGAGACACUCUUGAGAACUUGCAAAACCAUUAUUCUCAUCAAUGAUCAAUGUUAGGCACCUUCAUCACACACAUACACCUGUUACACAUUGCAGAAAACCUGGAGACUCUUUCCUUCCAGUAGCACUUCUUCCUUCUUAGGGAGAUGAGGGCAGGGUGGGUUGUAUAUGGGUUAUUUCCUGGCCUGUAAGAACAUGUAGCAAGAUUGGUUGAAACAUGCAACCCUCUGGGUGAGAGGCACAUGGUGUGGGAGUAGUAGAAUGAAUGGAUUUUUAAAACUAUUGUUGUUUAGUCGUUUAGUUGUGUCUGACUCUUCGUGACCCCAUGGACCAGAGAAAACUAUUAGGUCCAUAAAUUGCUAUAGGUGUUAUCUUAAAUCAAUUGUGCUUUGUGGUGAGGAGAGGGGCACAGCUGAACCAAGAAAGUUCUACAUGCUAUGAUUAGUGGUGGGCCAAGUUCCCUCAGCUUGCCUUACAAGUCAUUCAUUUCUUCUGAACUUUUCUGGAAAAUAUUCACAAUGCAGUCUUAUUUGUUUGUUUUUUUGAGAAACUUGGGGAAAAAACAACUAGGUGAAGCUCAUGGACACACACUUUUCAAGCAAGGGUAACUGGUGGCAGAUACAAGAGAGACAAUAAUCCUGCUUUUUAUCAUAGCAGGCAAAUGCAAACUGAAGUCUGAUUUUAUAAUUUAAACUGAUGUUCCUCUUCAUUCUGUUGCUGUAAGGUCUGUACGCCACUUAAGAGAUGAUCAUAAUUCAGCACGUCCAAAGUCCCUGAUUGCAAAUUCACACCAUUAUAGUUGAUAUAUAGAUAUAGAUAUAGAUGAUAUAUAGAUAUAGAUGAUAUAGAUAUAGAUUAGAUUUAGAUAUAGAUAUAGAUAUAGAUAUAGAUAUAGAUAUAGAUAUAGAUAUAGAUGGAAUUAUGACUUUUACGGUGACCUGAUAUGAACCUUCAGGAGGGGAGAUAAAAUCGGGUAGGCAUGGCAGAAUGAAUACAGAAAGACAAUGGAGCUUGUACAUGAAAUGGCAAGACUGAAAGUUAAGGGAAGCGUCAGUUCUUUUUGGUUCUUUCCAUCUCUUUGAUGUGAUUCAGGACUAGCAGCAAGGUGUUGUUGACAACUUCAAAAAGGUGUGGGGAACCUUUGACCCUUCAGCUGUUGCUACAGCUCCCAUCAGCCCCAGCAACCAUGGCCAACGGCCAGGAAUUAUGGGAGUUGUACUUCAGCAACACAGGUUCCACACACCUGAAUUAGAGGCUGCUUUGCUAGACAUACAUAGACAUAUAUAGCAUUUCUAACUCCACCAUCUUAUUUCUUUUCAGGUAUUUUAAGUAGAAACCAGAGGCCAUGAACUGGGGAGUCUUUCAAGGGCUCCUAAGCGGGGCAAACAAAUAUUCCACAGCCUUUGGACGUAUUUGGCUCUCAGUGGUCUUCAUCUUCCGGCUUCUAGUCUACAUAGUGGCAGCAGAGAAGGUUUGGGGAGAUGACCAGAAGGACUUUGACUGCAAUACUGAGCAACCAGGCUGCCCAAACGUCUGUUAUGACCAUUACUUCCCAAUCUCCCACAUCCGCCUCUGGGCCCUACAGCUUAUUUUGGUUACCUGUCCUUCCCUGCUGGUAAUCAUGCAUGUUGCCUACCGAGAAGCCAAACUGGAGAAAUAUAGGAAGAAGGUUGGAGCAGACUAUGCACUGCGCUAUCCUCCUGGCAAGAAGCGUGGAGGCUUGUGGUGGACCUAUUUCUUCAGCCUCAUCUUCAAGUCUGCUGUGGACAUUAUAUUCCUCUUCAUCUUCUACCACGUGUACCCAAACUACACACUCCCCAGUGUGGUGAAAUGCUCCCUCGAACCUUGUCCCAAUGUUGUAGACUGCUUCAUAGCCAGGCCCACAGAGAAGAACAUCUUCACCCUUUUCAUGGUCAUCACUACCUGUGUUUGCAUCCUCCUCGGCCUUGUUGAAGCCUUCUACCUUGUUGGGAAACGAUGUACAGAGUGUCUUGAGCCCAAAAAUGAAAGCCACAGGAGGCAGGGCAGUGAAUGGAUGAGAAGAGAGGACACUUGCUCUCUGCCCAACAGCAAACAUGACCCAAAUGAAGUGGGUGUGCAGGUGUUCCAUGGUGCAGAUUACAAACCAUCUACCUCCAUCAUCAAAACUGCUCCACGUUCCCAGAGAACUCUAAGCACAUAAACUACCCGGUCAAAAUUAAAUCCUGGGAAAUUUGGUAAUGGAAACCUUAUGAAAAAAACAAUAUGACUUCAUUCUCAGAAUGAACAGUGCCUGCUGCUAGGCAGGACAUUUGCAUGAUGUGCCAGAAGGCAUGUCAGUGUAUUCCAAUAAAAACAGUAGACAUUGCUGGUGCGCACUUAUUCAUCCCAUGUCUGGAAAGGAAAUCACUGCAGCAAAUUUGUCGUUGUCGUUUUCAGUCCACAAAUGAUAUGCGAUGAUAUGUAACUGAUGGUGUUUUCUCCCCCCCCCCACCCCCCAAAAAAGUAUUAUGUUUCCUUUUAAUUGAAAUGAAUAGGGAAGAAUGACAUGAUUAAUUACAUAAGAUUGUGACACAGUGAGAGGAAUAAUGUCGUUUUAUGUCAGAAGCCGAAGUGCAGCAGGAGGGAAACAGAGCUGCAUCUGGAAAAUAUGUGAUGGAACAGAAAAUAGUGCUUUUUUGCAUCCCUUUAUGCAAGGUGGAGAUGGUGAAAGGAAUGGUCUAUAUCAGGCCCCAACCCAAUCAGGCUGUUCGAUUUUCUGAUGUCCAUAUUUGAUCCAAGAAUAGUGUAUUAAAUAGUCAUUUCCAAAUUCACUGGUUCCCUCAGCUCAUUCCAUCUAAACCACUUACAUUGUGUACUGUCCCAUAACUCAUCCAGUCAAAUUUUUAAAGACCUCCCCACCACCAGCGAAAGGUGGCUGCCAUACUUGGUACUGAGAUCUCAGGAGUGAAAAGCAAUAUUGAAAUAAAGAUCGCUAAUGGAGAAGAAAUGGUGUUGGUCUAGUCCUGUUGCAGCAUUGCAGUUCUUAUUCUGAAAAAUAUACACAUUUUCUUUUUUUAUUGAUAUUAUUUAUCGAGAGAGAGGGAGAGAGAGAGUCAUAUACUGUAUAACAUACACAAUAAAUGGGAUGCGGGUGGCGCUGUGGUAUAAAUCACUGAACCUCUUGGCCUUGCCGAUCAGAAGGUCGGUGGUUUGAAUCCCCACGACGGGGUGAGCUCCCAUUGCUCUGUCCCAGCUCCUGCCAACCUAGCAUUUCGAAAGCACACCAGUGUAAGUAGGUAAAUAGGUACUGCUAUGGCAGGAAGGCAAACAGUGUUUCCGUGCGCUCUGGUUUCCAUCACAGUGUUGCAUUGCACCAGAAGCUGUUUAGUCAUGCUGGCCACAUGAGCCAGAAUGACAAACACCAGCUCCCUCAGUCUGAAAGCGAGAUGAGCACCACAACCCCAUAGUCGCCUUGUGACUGGACUUAACUGUCCAGGGGUCCUUUACCUUUACCUUUACACAAUAAAUGUAUACAUACAUAUGAAUGUAUACAAAACUCUGGGUGAGAGCCAAUGUAGCACAAGCAGACAGCUCUGUGCACAAAGCGGGGUUUCUCCUUCCUCUCCUCCCCACUAUAGGUCACGUGUGACCCCAAUUCCAAAUUGUUGGGCAGACUCUCCACAGCAGUCCCCUUGCACAAGGAGCUUUCCAUUACACAAGCAGGCAGACAUCACUGAAUGUUGCCUACUAAAUCUAACUGCUGAACAUAAAAUGUAGAAUAUAUUUUUUUAAAGAUCAUAUAUGUGGGUGGAUAUGGGUGUGGGAGAGAGAGAACUGAAUCAGUCCCUGCUCCAGUUAUUUCCAACUCUGUUUUCACAUAUUCCACUACAAGAUUCCAACUAUUUCAUGUCACAAACUCUUAGCAUUAUUGUCGGUUAAAUGAUCCCCAGCUGUACUCAAAAUUCCCAACUAAUGCUACAACCCUAACCUCACUUACCUCAUUGAAUCCAAUACAGAUUAUUUCUGAGUAGACACAGACAACAUUGCACUGUACAUCUUCCUUCCUGGGUUUGUGAUUUACCUUCCCAGC